Messenger RNA from Fraxinus pennsylvanica, 711 nucleotides. Lineage: Eukaryota; Viridiplantae; Streptophyta; Magnoliopsida; Lamiales; Oleaceae. The record is from the annotation of a GenBank genome assembly.
AUGAGCUGUUACUGGCUCUCUGAAUUGCUGAAAUUGCUUGGCUUUCAAGAAGGAAAGAUUCUAGAGACCAACCAAUUUGAUCUAAUCUUUGUUCAUGUUGGAGCUGAUGAAAAAAUAAAUGAUCUCAAAGACAGAGAAUUUAUGACCCAUUUAGUUGGUGAGCUGAUGCAUAUGGCACAACUGGAAACUGAUAUUGGUUCUCGGUUGCAUGUGUCUAUUAUAAUGAGCUAUGGGGCUGCCCUAGACGACGAAAAUUCAAUGUUUGUAGUUUCUGAUGCUAAACUCAAAAUUAACAAUGAACUUUCACAGCUUUUCCCUCGUCAAAGUUACCCAAUGAAAGGGGGGAAGCCAAACAAGAAUGUUAGGCACUACGGUCCAAUUCUAGUUGCACAGUGGCAGAAUGCUGUUACACGUAAGGAUAUGGUGGUGGAAUUUUCUUUUAGAGAUUUUAUUGAGCAUGGUGGAAAUCUUGUUAUACCUGCUGAUAGAUUUUUACAUGAAGUAGCUCUUAAGCUCUGGAAGGCCCCAAAUACGAAGGUUUCUAAGAAAGCCAAACUUGGUGUACAACUGGAGCAAAGCAAUGGCAAGGGAGCUGAUAAAGGUCAGAAUGCAAGUAAUUUUUUCCACUUCGCUUGUUUCUAUAACGUAUUGCUGAACAUGGCAAGUUCUGGCAGACUGACCAUGGAAGGCUACUUCAACAUAUAUCGUUAG